AUGGUUCAGAUUCGGCCUUUGAUUCGACAACAUGUCUGGUCUCGGCUUGGAGAUGGCAGAAAUACCUCUGCUUGGUAUGACACAUGGAGCGACAUUGGUCCGCUUUGUACGUUUUUAUCUCCGAGAACUAUAACCCGAGAGGGGUUUUCGCUCAAGGCUACAGUUGCGGAUGUCUAUUUUAAUGGUACUUGGCUCUGGCCGGAUGCAUGGAGAGAUAUGUUCCCAGUUCUUAUUCAACUCGACCACAUGCAAAGGAGUUUAAAUGGCCAAGACCGGCUUAUGUGGAAGCAUGGAGAUAAUGUGGCCGAACACUCUUCAUCUAGAGUGUGGGAAUCCAUUCGAACAAGGGAUCAGGAGGUGGAUUGGGCUAAUCUCAUUUGGUUCUCUCAGUGUAUCCCUCGACAUGCUUUUCUGAUGUGGCUUAUUGUUAGACGAAAACUGGAAACUCAGGAUAAAAUCCUGCAAUGGAACCAUACACGGUCUAACAAUAUGAACAUGAUGUGCUGUGUGUUGUGUUACGAAGAUGUGGACUCGCAUGAGCAUUUAUUCUUUGAAUGUAAGGUAGCCACGAAAGUUUGGGAGGCGGUUCGUUCUAAAGCGGGUAUGGAGAAUUUGGAUCCUAAAUGGUGUGACAUUUUCUACUGGCUUGGUACCCAUUCGCGCUCAAAGUCAGCAAAAAAUUUGGUUUGCAGGUUGUUAGUUGCGGCCCUAGCUUAUACUAUUUGGCAGGAAAGGAAUAACCGGUUGUUCAGAGAUCAUGCUAGGCCGCCAGAGACGUUAUGCAAGGUGGUGUUUGACACUGUCAGAUAUAAAUUGAUAGGGCUUAGAUUCAAGAAUACUGCGAGGGUUCGGGAACUUCUUGAGAAGUGGGAUGUUCAUGGAGCUGAUUUGGUCAUGGAAAAUGGAUGA
Messenger RNA from Helianthus annuus (common sunflower), 909 nucleotides. RefSeq lists its product as uncharacterized. The record is from RefSeq and is a predicted model, not a curated record. NCBI's taxonomy places the organism in Eukaryota, Viridiplantae, Streptophyta, Magnoliopsida, Asterales, Asteraceae. The coding region runs from base 1 to 909 and encodes 302 amino acids. The transcript has a single exon.